Messenger RNA from Artibeus jamaicensis (Jamaican fruit-eating bat), 4059 nucleotides. RefSeq names its product semaphorin 3E (gene SEMA3E). The transcript has 17 exons. The coding region runs from base 558 to 2885 and encodes 775 amino acids. The record is from RefSeq and is a predicted model, not a curated record. Gene Ontology annotation, biological process: positive regulation of cell migration; semaphorin-plexin signaling pathway; negative regulation of axon extension involved in axon guidance. Gene Ontology annotation, molecular function: semaphorin receptor binding; chemorepellent activity. NCBI's taxonomy places the organism in Eukaryota, Metazoa, Chordata, Mammalia, Chiroptera, Phyllostomidae.
UGUAAACACUGCUCGCUGACAGAACCGCAUCCCUUCCUCCCUGCAGGGUGGAUCCUGCAACUCCUAGAGGGAAUGGCACUUCUUGUUUUUAAUUAGCAAGGUGAAAGGUGAAUUAAAAGUAGCUGUUUGGCAAGUCAGUGCAGGAGGCUGGCUUGGGAGGCUUCACGCAGCCAGAGGAGAAGAGCUGAGCGAUAGGAAGGCAGUGCGUGUGCUCCGGGGCUUUUUCCUGAAUGAACCGCUUGCAGAAGUGACUGAGAAAUACAGUUUCUUCUUGAGCCUACCGGCUACUUGCCGCACUGAGUGCAGGACAGGGCUCUGAAGACCCACUCCUUGGAAUGUCCUCUUGCUCCCGGCUUAUAAACAACUGUCGGGGGAAAGAAAGGUUUUGCAUAUCUAAAUACCUCCUGACAAAUGGCACUUUGGAACUGUGCUCUCUGAUGACAACGCGUUCGAUUUCUCACAAAGCCUCUCCCACGCUGCCCCUGGAGGGGAGUCCUAAGUAAAACUCAAACCCGCCUGAAAUUCAGGAUCGGAGGGCUCGCGCCGUGAGCGGCAGUAUGGCAUCCGCGGGAUACGUUCUCACCUGGCUCCUGUGGGGUUACUUACUGGAGCUCUGGACCGGAGGCCACGCAGCUGAUACCACUCACCCCCGGUUACGCCUGACACAUAAAGAGCUCUUGGAAUUAAACAGAACAUCCAUCUUCCAUAGCCCUUUUGGAUUUCUCGAUCUCCAUACAAUGCUGCUGGAUGAAUAUCAAGAGAGACUCUUCGUGGGAGGCAAGGACCUUGUGUAUUCCCUCAGCUUGGAACAGAUCAACGAUGGCUACAGAGAGAUAUACUGGCCCAGUACAUCACUAAAAAUAGAAGAAUGCAUAAUGAAAGGAAAAGACGCAAGUGAAUGUGCCAAUUUUGUCCGGGUUUUGCAUCACUAUAAUAGGACACACCUUCUCGCCUGUGGCACUGGAGCUUUUGACCCACUUUGUGCCUUCAUCAGAGUCGGGUACCACUUGGAGGAUCCCCUGUUUCAACUGGAAUCACACAGGACUGAGAGAGGAAGGGGCAGGUGUCCUUUUGAUCCCAACUCCUCCUUCAUCUCAACGUUGAUUGGCACCGAGCUGUUUGCUGGCCUCUACAGUGACUACUGGGGCAGGGACGCGGCGGUGUUCCGGAGCAUGGGGCGGCUGGCCCACAUCCGCACCGAGCAUGAUGACGAGCGCCUGUUGAAAGAACCAAAAUUUGUAGGUUCAUAUAUGAUCGCUGACAACGAAGACCGAGAUGACAACAAAGUGUAUUUCUUUUUUACCGAGAAGGCCCUGGAGGCAGAAAACAAUGCCCACGCCAUUUACAGCAGAGUGGGGCGACUUUGCUUGAACGACGCAGGGGGGCAGAGAAUACUGGUGAAUAAGUGGAGCACUUUCCUGAAAGCGAGGCUGGUUUGCUCGGUACCAGGACUGAAUGGAAUUGAUACAUAUUUUGAUGAAUUAGAGGACGUUUUCUUGGUGCACACCAGAGACCACAAGAACCCAGUGAUAUUUGGACUAUUUAACACUACCAGUAAUAUAUUCAGAGGACAUGCUAUAUGUGUCUACCAUAUGUCUAGCAUCCGGGCAGCUUUCAAUGGACCCUACGCACAUAAGGAAGGACCUGAAUACCACUGGUCACUCUAUGAAGGGAAAGUGCCCUAUCCUCGGCCAGGUUCUUGUGCCAGCAAAGUGAAUGGAGGGAGGUACGCAUCCACCAAAGACUACCCUGAUGAUGCCGUCCGAUUUGCAAGAAGCCAUCCACUUAUGUACCAGCCCAUAAAGCCUGUCCAUAAGAAACCAAUACUGGUAAAGACAGAUGGGAGAUACAACCUGAAGCAAAUAGCGGUGGACCAAGUAGAAGCAGAGGAUGGCCAAUAUGAUGUCUUGUUUAUUGGGACAGAUAAUGGAAUUGUGUUGAAAAUAAUCACCAUUUACAACCAAGAAACCGAAUCAAUGGAGGAAGUAAUUCUAGAAGAACUUCAGAUAUUCAAGGAUCCAGUUCCUAUUAUUUCUAUGGAGAUUUCUUCAAAGAGACAACAGCUGUACAUUGGAUCUGCUUCUGCUGUGGCCCAAGUCAGAUUUCAUCAGUGUGACAUGUAUGGAAGUGCCUGUGCAGACUGCUGCCUGGCUCGGGACCCUUACUGUGCCUGGGAUGGCAUAUCCUGCUCCCGGUAUUACCCAACAGGCACACAUGCAAAAAGGCGGUUCCGCAGACAAGACGUUCGGCAUGGAAAUGCAGCACAGCAGUGCUUUGGGCAGCAAUUUGCCGGGGAUGUCUUGGACAUGACUGAAGAGCAGCUGGUAUAUGGCGUAGAGAACAACAGCACGCUGCUGGAAUGCACACCGCGCUCCUUGCAAGCAAAAGUCAUCUGGUUCGUACAGAGAGGACGUGACACGAGAAAAGAGGAGGUGAAGACAGAUGACAGAGUGAUUAAGAUGGACCUCGGUUUACUCUUCCUAAGGGUGCGCAAAGUGGAUUCUGGUACCUACGUUUGCCAGACAGUGGAGCACAGUUUUGUCCACACUGUCCGUAAAAUCACCCUGGAGGUCGUGGAAGAGGAGAGGGUGGAGGAAAUGUUUAACAAAGACUAUGAAGAGGGCAGGCCACACAAGAUGCCUUGUCCUGCUCAGAGCAGUAUCCCGCAGGGGACAAAGCCGUGGUACAAGGAAUUCUUGCAGCUGAUUGGUUAUAACAACUUCCAGAGAGUGGAAGAAUACUGUGAAAAAGUAUGGUGCACGGAUAAGAAGAGGAAAAAGCACAAAAUGUCACCUUCCAAGUGGAAGUACGCCAACCCACAGGAGAAGAAGCUCCGCCCCAGAGCAGAGCACUACCGCCUGCCUAGGCACGUGCUGGACUCCUGAUGGGGUGCAACCCUCGAUGGGCUUCUGGAGAGUUUAUAUUUGGGACCUAAAAAUGGAAGAAAGAAGAGUAAGAAACCAUCCAGCUUCUUUGCAUUAAAGAGAUUUCUGUAAUACAGAAAUGACUGUAAAGGUUAUGAUAAAUUAUUCUAUGUGCUCAUUCGGUUAAACGUCACAUAAAAUUGACUAAUAUUUUUUAGGUACUUGGUUCAAUAGUUUCACGUUAUAUUUAUCAAAAAGUAACUAUAGCUGCAGUUUUGAGCACGUGACUGCUUUUUCAUGGCAGUUAUUACUUUACCCUUGCAAGGCUUAAGAUAAUGAGAAUAUUGGCAGAAAACUAGAGAUUUUAAUAAUGAUGGAAAAAAUAAAAAUAAUAGUUUUAGUCUUUUUAAAUUUUGCCUUUGCACCACCAUGUAGAACAUACAUAACAUCACGUACUUCAACAUUCUCGUGCGAACUGUCUGUACUUUGUAAGGAUUAUUGUAUUAGUGUUGGCGGAGCCAUGAGUUUGAUGGAGCGGGGGUACUGUAAUUAUUGUAAACCAUGAAAGAAAAACUAUGGUCAUCUUGAAAUUUGUGCCCUUUGCAAAACAUUCAUUAAACCACAUUUCCAGUAGUUCUGUUUCAUGAUGAAAACACAUCCUUUCAAUUUUACUCCAGAAUGAAGUGAAGUAGAAGAAUGAACUGAAGGUAACUUCUCAGAAAGAUCGGAAAGGAUGUCAACAGAUGGAGUUAGUCAGAAUUCUCAUUGAAAACAACCUGCUGCCCUCUUGUGGUAGAAAAGUAUAGUCUCUCUCUCUCUCUUUUUUUACAGUUUGUCUAGUAAAGAAUUGAAAGCAGUGUCUCAGUAAGUACAUCUAAUCCGUUUUCAGGAAAAUCUAGCUAAAAUCAAACUGUAUGAAUGCUUAUCUCAUGCUUUAAGAUAUUUAUGAAUAACUUAUUACCUCAUUAGUCCAAAAUGAUAUUACAGCACUGAAGCUCUAUAAAAACUUAAAUUUUAUGCCUUCUAAACAAUCUUCCCUGAAAUAUAAAAUAGAUUCCAAAAAAUGCUAUUUUAUUUCUGAAAAUAUAUUAAAUCAUUUUGCCCUCAGAUAUUAAAUUUUCCUCUAUUUUAUAUUAAAAAGUGGGUAAUUAUUUCCUGAGUUCACUUAACUACCAAAUUGUUCAGAGUACUUUUC